Messenger RNA from Pan troglodytes (chimpanzee), 900 nucleotides. It is a transcript of the gene TAS2R5, whose product is annotated as taste 2 receptor member 5. The record is from RefSeq and is marked provisional. Gene Ontology annotation, cellular component: membrane. Gene Ontology annotation, biological process: sensory perception of taste; detection of chemical stimulus involved in sensory perception of bitter taste; G protein-coupled receptor signaling pathway. Gene Ontology annotation, molecular function: G protein-coupled receptor activity; bitter taste receptor activity. NCBI's taxonomy places the organism in Eukaryota, Metazoa, Chordata, Mammalia, Primates, Hominidae.
AUGCUGAGUGCUGGCCUAGGACUGCUGAUGCUGGUGGCAGUGGUUGAAUUUCUCAUCGGUUUAAUUGGAAAUGGAGUCCUUGUGGUCUGGAGUUUUAGAGAAUGGAUCAGAAAAUUCAGCUGGUCCUCAUAUAACCUCAUUAUCCUGGGCCUGGCUGGCUGCCGAUUUGUCCUGCAGUGGCUGAUCAUUUUGGACUUAAGCUUGUUUCCACUUUUCCAGAGCAGCCGUUGGCUUCGCUAUCUUAGUAUCUUCUGGGUCCUGGUAAGCCAGGCCAGCUUAUGGUUUGCCACCUUCCUCAGUGUCUUCUAUUGCAAGAAGAUCACGACCUUCGAUCACCCGGCCUACUUGUGGCUGAAGCAGAGGGCCUAUAACCUGAGUCUCUGGUGCCUUCUGGGCUACUUUAUAAUCAAUUUGUUACUUACAGUCCAAAUUGGCUUAAUGUUCUAUCAUCCUCCCCAAGGAAACAGCAGCAUUCGGUAUCCCUUUGAAAGCUGGCAGUACCUGUAUGCAUUUCGGCUCAAUUCAGGAAGUUAUUUGCCUUUAAUGGUGUUUCUUGUUUCCUCUGGGAUGCUGAUUGUCUCUUUGUAUACACACCACAAGAAGAUGAAGGUCCAUUCAGCUGGUAGGAGGGAUGUCCGGGCCAAGGCUCACAUCACUGCCCUGAAGUCCUUGGGCUGCUUCCUCUUACUUCACCUGGUUUAUAUCAUGGCCAGCCCCUUCUCCAUCGCCUCCAAGACUUAUCCUCCUGAUCUCACCAGUGUCUUCAUCUGGGAGACACUCAUGGCAGCCUAUCCUUCUCUUCAUUCUCUCAUAUUGAUCAUGGGGAUUCCUAGGGUGAAGCAGACUUGUCAGAAGAUCCUGUGGAAGACAGUGUGUGCUCGGAGAUGCUGGGGCCCAUGA